CAGGGACAUCACCCUACAGCAGUUCAGGCUGUGGUUCGCAGGAAGCAUACAUUGGCUUUUUGAUUCGUGCUAGUUCCCAGCUCACAAUUUGGGAGGAUCUAACGCCAGCCUUCACGUGAAGGGGGAACCAAGGACAGUUAGUAGCUGGGUGGUCCCAGCCCUGGAGCCCUGCCAACCUGACAUUGGAAUCUUCCCGACCCCCAUGGCCCUGCAGAUGUCGCUGGGAAAGUGGUGAUCCAGACAGGACCAGGCUGGCCCCACGAGACAAGAGAAAUGGAGGCAAACGACCAUUUUAACUUUACUGGCCUUCCCCCUGCACCUGCUGCCUCAGGACUGAAACCCUCUCCCUCCUCAGGGGAGGGCCUCUACACUAACGGGUCUCCCAUGAACUUCCCCCAGCAAGGGAAAAGUUUGAAUGGGGAUGUGAAUGUUAAUGGCUUAUCUACUGUAUCUCACACUACUACUUCAGGGAUUUUGAACUCUGUUCCCCACUCCUCCAGCACCUCACACCUCCAUCACCCCAACGUGGCCUACGACUGUCUCUGGAACUACUCACAGUACCCAUCUGCCAAUCCUGGCAGCAACCUCAAGGACCCACCCCUUCUCUCCCAGUUCUCGGGAGGACAAUAUCCACUCAACGGCAUCCUUGGGGGCACACGGCAACCGUCAUCCCCAAGUCACAACACUAACCUUCGUGCUGGGAGCCAAGAAUUUUGGGCCAACGGUACCCAGAGUCCCAUGGGGCUUAACUUCGACUCACAGGAACUGUAUGAUUCUUUUCCUGACCAGAAUUUUGAGGUGAUGCCCAAUGGACCCCCUAGUUUUUUCACCUCUCCACAGACUUCUCCCAUGUUGGGAUCCAGCAUCCAGACCUUUGCACCCUCCCAGGAGGUAGGCAGUGGUAUCCAUCCUGAUGAAGCGGCAGAAAAGGAGCUGACUUCAGUUGUGGCAGAGAAUGGCACCGGCUUGGUAGGCAGCCUGGAGCUUGAAGAAGAACAGCCAGAACUGAAGAUGUGUGGCUACAAUGGCUCCAUACCUUCUGUGGAAUCAUUGCACCAAGAAGUCUCAGUCUUGGUCCCUGACCCCACAGUGAGCUGCUUAGAUGAUCCUUCACAUCUUCCUGAUCAACUGGAAGAUACUCCAAUCCUCAGUGAAGUCUCCUUGGAGCCCUUUAACACCCUGGCAUCAGAGCCAGUGAGUGGAGGACUGUAUGGUAUAGAUGACACGGAGCUGAUGGGUACAGAGGACAAGCUGCCUCUUGAGGACGACAGCCCUGUGAUCUCUGCCCUUGAUUGCUCUUCCCUCAAUAACGCCACGGCCUUCAGCCUCCUGGCAGAUGACAGUCAAACUUCAGCCUCUAUCUUUGCCAGCCCCACCUCUCCACCUGUCCUUGGGGAGUCUGUCCUGCAAGAUAACAGCUUUGACCUGAAUAAUGGUAGUGAUGCAGAACAGGAAGAAAUGGAAACUCAGGCUUCAGACUUCCCACCACCUCUAACCCAGCCAGCCCCUGACCAGUCAUCCACUAUUCAGCUACAUCCAGCAACCUCACCAGCAGCCUCGCCUUCAGCCUCCCCAGUAAUCUCCCUGGCAGUUUCUCCAGCAGCCUCCCCAGAAGUCUCUCCAGAAGCCUCCCCAGUAGUUUUUCCAGCACCCUCCCCGGAAAUCUCCCCAGUCAUCUCCCCAGCUUUCCCAAGAGCCUCUCCAACUUCAGCAGCCCUCCCACCGAUCUCCUCAGAAGUUUCCUUGACGAACUCCCCAAAAGUGUCCCUUGCAGCUUCCCCUGCAGCUGUCUUCCCAACAGCCUCCCCAGCAAAUAAGGAUGUCAGCAGCUUCCCUGAAAUCUCUGCUGACCUGGAAGAGAUCACUGGAGAAGGAGUCACUACUGGUGGUGGUGAUGUCCUGAGGAGACGAAUUGCUACCCCAGAAGAAGUUCGUCUUCCCCUCCAACAUGGGUGGCGGAGAGAGGUGCGCAUCAAGAAGGGCAGCCACCGAUGGCAGGGGGAGACCUGGUAUUAUGGCCCCUGUGGGAAGAGAAUGAAACAGUUCCCGGAAGUGAUCAAGUACCUGAGCCGCAACGUGGUACCAAGUGUCCGCCGUGAACACUUCAGCUUCAGUCCCCGUAUGCCUGUUGGAGAUUUCUUUGAAGAGAGAGACACACCAGAGGGCUUGCAAUGGGUACAACUGUCAGCAGAGGAGAUCCCAUCCAGGAUUCAGGCAAUUACUGGGAAACGGGGCCGACCUCGAAACACUGAGAAGGCCAAGACCAAGGAAGUUCCCAAGGUGAAACGGGGCCGAGGUCGGCCACCCAAGGUCAAAAUCACUGAACUGUUGAAUAAGACAGACAACCGCCUCCUAAAGAAACUGGAGGCCCAAGAAACACUGAAUGAGGAGGAAAAAGCAAAGAUGAGUAAAAUUAAGAAGAAAAUGAAGCAGAAGGUACAACGUGGAGAAUGUCAGACUACUAUCCAAGGGCAGGCCAGAAACAAGCGGAAACAAGAGACCAAGAGCUUAAAGCAGAAGGAAGCUAAGAAGAAAUCCAAGGCAGAGAAGGAGAAGGUAAAGACGAAGCAGGACAAACUGAAGGAAAAAGUCAAGAAGGAGAAGAAGGAGAAGGUAAAAAUAAAGGAAAAGGAGGAGGUGGCCAAAGCCAAGCCAGCCUGUAAAGCAGAUAAAACACUGGCUACACAGAGGCGCUUGGAGGAGCGGCAGAGGCAGCAGAUGAUCUUGGAGGAGAUGAAGAAGCCCACAGAGGAUAUGUGUCUGACUGAUCACCAGCCUCUGCCUGACUUUUCACGCAUCCCUGGUCUGAUCCUGCCUAGUGGGGCCUUCUCAGACUGCUUGACCAUUGUGGAGUUCCUGCACAGCUUCGGCAAGGUGCUAGGCUUUGACCCUGCCAAAGAUGUACCUAGCCUAGGGGUCCUACAGGAGGGACUGCUAUGUCAAGGCGACAGCUUGGGCGAGGUGCAGGACCUGCUGGUGCGGCUCCUAAAGGCUGCGCUCUAUGACCCUGGCUUGCCCUCCUACUGUCAGUCCUUAAAGAUCUUGGGGGAAAAGGUGUCGGAGAUUCCGCUGACAAGAGACAACGUAUCUGAGAUCCUGCGCUGCUUCCUUAUGGCAUAUGGAGUGGAACCAGUCCUCUGUGACAGCCUGCGCACCCAGCCUUUUCAGGCCCAGCCACCCCACCAGAAAGCUGCUGUCCUGGCCUUCCUUGUACAUGAGCUCAAUGGCUCCACCCUCAUCAUCAAUGAGAUUGACAAGACUCUGGAGAGUAUGUCCAGCUACAGGAAAAACAAGUGGAUUGUUGAAGGCCGGCUCCGGAGACUGAAAACAGCUCUGGCCAAACGAACUGGGCGUCCUGAGGUUGAGAUGCAGGGGCCAGAGGAAAGCCUGGGGCGGAGGCGCAGCUCUCGGAUCAUGGAGGAGACUAGUGGCAUGGAAGAGGAGGAAGAGGAGGAGAAUUCAGCAGCCGUCCAUGGCCGUAGGGGUCGAAGAGAUGGAGAGGUUGAUGCCACAACAUCUAGCAUCCCAGAGCUAGAGCGCCAGAUAGAAAAACUCAGCAAGCGUCAGCUCUUCUUUCGCAAAAAGCUGCUUCACUCAUCCCAGAUGCUUCGGGCAGUCUCCUUGGGUCAGGACCGCUACAGACGCCGCUACUGGGUGUUGCCCUAUUUGGCUGGUAUCUUUGUGGAAGGAACAGAGGGGAGCCUAGUUCCUGAGGAUAUGAUAAAGCAGGAAACUGACUCCUUAAAAGUGGCAGCCCAUCCAACACCCAGCCCAGCCCCCUUUUCUCUGAAGAGGGAGUUAGCCGGCUCCAGCACCUCUGCCAGUACUCCUGCCCGGUCCCGAGGCCGACCUCGGAAAACUAAGCCUGGGUCGAUGCAACCUAAGCACCUUAAAUCUCCUGUCAGCAGCCAGGGUUCAGACCAACCCCAAACCCAGCUUCAGCCCGAGACACAGCCCCAUCCUCAGCUUCAGGCUAAUUCUCCGCCGCAGCCCCAGCUUCAGUCCCAUCCUCAGUCCCAUAAUGGGUUCCUGGAGCCAGAAGGCUCCCUUUUGUCUCUGGGUCAGAGCCAGCAUGACCUCAGCCAGUCAGCCUUCCUGUCUUGGCUGAGCCAGACUCAGAGCCACGGCUCCCUGCUGAGCAGCUCAGUCCUCACACCUGAUAGCAGCCCUGGAAAACUGGACCCAACCCCAUCACAGCCCCCGGAGGAACCAGAGCCUGAAGAGGCAGAAUCCAACCCUAAUUCUCAAGCCCCCUGGUUUAACUUCUCAGCCCAGAUGCCCUGCAAUGCUGCCCCUACACCACCCCCUGCAGUUUCUGAGGACCAGCCCACUCCCUCCCCUCAGCUACUUGUUUCCGCCAAGCCAGUGAAUAGACCCAAUGCUGCCAACCCCUGUUCUCCAGUGCAGCUCUCGUCUACCCCCUUGCCUGGGGUGGUCCCUAAGAGGCGAGCAGGAGACCCUGGUGAAACACCACAGAGUCCCACAGGGCUGGGACAGCCAAAACGGAGAGGGAGACCCCCUAGUAAAUUCUUCAAACAGAUGGAGCAGCGUUACCUAACCCAGCUGACAGCCAAGCCUGUCCCCUCUGACAUGUGCUCGGGCUGGUGGUGGAUCCGAGAUCCUGAGACAUUAGAUGCCACACUCAAAGCCCUGCACCCCCGAGGCAUCCGAGAGAAGGCGCUUCACAAACACCUAAAUAAGCACAGGGACUUCUUACAGGAAGUCUGCCUACGGCCCUCAACUGACCCCAUCUUUGAGCCCAGUCAGCUACAGCUACCUGCUUUUCAAGAAGGAAUUACGAGCUGGUCUCCCAAAGAGAAAACAUAUGAGACAGAUCUUUCUGUGCUUCAGUGGGUAGAGGAGCUGGAACAGCGGGUUAUCCUGUCUGAUCUGCAGAUCCGGGGCUGGACAUGUUCUAGCCCAGACUCUAUUCGUGAAGAUUUGGCCUACUGUGAGCAUCUACCCGACUCCCAGGAGGAUAUCACCUGGAGAGGUCGAGGCAGGGAAGGACUGGCCCCCCAGCGUAAAACUACCAACCCUCUUGACCUGGCUGUGAUGCGACUGGCCGCCCUGGAGCAGAAUGUGGAGCGGAGGUACCUCCAGGAGCCCCUCUGGCCAGCCCAUGAGGUUGUACUGGAGAAGGCUCUGCUCAGCAUGCCCAACAGUGCCCCCCAGUGCACCACUACGGAGAUAUCAUAUGAGAUCACCCCUCGCAUUCGGGCCUGGCGCCAGACGCUUGAGCGGUGCCGGAGUGCAGCCCAGGUGUGCUUGUGCCUGAGCCAGCUGGAGAGGUCCAUUGCCUGGGAGAAGUCUGUCAACAAAGUGACCUGUCUAGUCUGCCGGAAGGGUGACAACGAUGAGUUUCUUCUGCUUUGUGAUGGGUGUGACCGUGGCUGCCACAUAUACUGCCAUCGGCCCAAGAUGGAGGCUGUUCCAGAAGGAGAUUGGUUCUGUGCUGUCUGUUUGGCCCAGCAGGUAGAGGGAGAAUUCACUCAGAAGCCUGGUUUCCCCAAACGAGGCCAGAAGCGGAAAAAUAGUUAUGUGCUGAACUUCCCAGAGGGUGAUGGCCGCCGACGCCGGGUACUGUCGAGGGUUCGAGAAAGCCCAGCAGUGCCACGGUACUCCGAAGGAGGGCUGUCCCCAUCAAAGCGGCGACGAUUCUCCAUGCGGAACCACCACAGUGACCUCACAUUUUGCGAGAUUAUCUUAAUGGAGAUGGAAUCCCAUGAUGCAGCCUGGCCUUUUCUGGAGCCUGUAAACCCACGUUUGGUGAGUGGGUACCGACGCAUCAUCAAAAACCCUAUGGAUUUUUCCACCAUGCGGGAGCGGCUGCUCCGGGGAGGGUACACCAGCUCAGAGGAGUUUGCGGCUGAUGCGCUCCUGGUCUUUGACAACUGCCAGACCUUCAACGAGGAUGACUCUGAAGUGGGCAAGGCUGGGCACAUCAUGCGCCGCUUCUUCGAGAGCCGCUGGGAGGAGUUUUAUCAGGGAAAACAGGCCAAUCUGUGAGGCAAGGGAGGUGGAGAGUCACCUGUGGCGUCUCCACCCACCGUCCAAACAAAAACCCCUGCCAUUCUCACCUGCUGAUGCUGCCCUGGGUCCAGACUCAAGUCAGAGACAUAACCCUGAUUUUUGACCCUGCCCUUGGCAGCACCCUAAGUCCUCUUACCCCCACACCCCUUUCUCCCUUUCCUCCUCUUGCUCCUCAAAUAAGAGGGGCAGAGAUGAGGUCCUUCUGGACUGAAAGCCAAAAAAGAAAGAAAAAAAUUAUUUUCCUUUCUGUUUUAUUUCCUAAUUAAAAAUGAGCAGGAGGAAAGAAGUCCCUACUUCCUCCCCCAGCUUCUUCCCUGUACGUGCCCCAGCACUCUGGGGCUAUUUAACAAUAGCAAUAGUUCUAGUGAAUGUGUGAAACCGAGAAACACUCUGUACUGUGCGUGGACCCGCAGUGACGGCCAGUAAAGUGGACUUAACUCCCAAGUGUGUCGAGCCGGACACCGGGCCCUGAACAUGCUGCUUCCAUGUUCAGUCCCUCCCCUGCUUCUCUUUCUCUCAAUUUUUCAUCCUCCCUCCCUUCCCCCUUUCAGAUUUUCUGUCAUCCAAUAAUGUAAAACUAUCGUGUACGGGUUCCUUCAUCCUUUUCUUUUCCCCAAAAUCUUUUAUCCCUUCAAAGGAAAAAAAAAAGUUCAGAGGUCCCUGUUUUUCUAUCUUCAUCUGCCAAUAGCUGUCCCCUCUAUAAUGUUGGAAGCUCCUCACAUGCUGAGUUUCUAGCCUUUUCUGAAACUCAGUAGCUGGGGAUAGGACAGGGAGGCACCCUGGACCCUGGGCCUUCCAGCCUCCUUCCCCCACCUCUUUCCCAAACCUCCCUCUUGGGAACUCCUCAGGGACAACUACUGCUGAGUUUGGGCAAACCCCAAGAUGGAGGCCGGGUAGCAAUCGACUGGCCUGAGAGAGAGAGAGAGAGUGUGCGUGCGAGCGAGGUGUGUGUGUGUGUGUGUGUGUGUGUGUGUGUGUGUGAGAGAGAGAGAGAGAGAGGAUGCUGUGAUUGAUCGUGCCCCUGUGUUUGAUGGCAUCCAUUCAGUUUCCCCAAGUAUCUUUUUAUUCUCACCUUUCCUAUUGUUUUAAACCAUCACUUUUUUUGUCUUUGGGAAACCACAAGAACAGUUUUUUUGGGUACAAGGCUGUGUCUCUCCUCUCUCUCUCCCAGUCAUUUCUGUUCCAGCCUCUUUAAACUGUGCAAUCUUUCAGCAGGAACUCCUCCUCCUUUCAGUAGCUUUGAGUCUUAAGCUUUUGCAGAGAGAGGGAUAGAACUGGAUCUUUUCCUAAUCCCAUGAGCUUCUGUGGGUUUAGUUGUGCUUUCCUUCCCUUUUCUACUUCAUACCCUGGGACCCCUUCCCUAGCAGCAGAGACCCUGGAACACAAGAGAGUAGGGAGGAGGGGUUCUGGGUCCACCACUGCCCUCCAUGUGACUGUCCCCAAGUUAAGCCCCAACAUGUGAGAGGAAAGCUGCUAACUCCCAGCUAUAGCCAUGGGCCCCUGGCCCCCUGCUUUCCUGCUCAGCAGAGCCCCUCCCAUCAGAGAUUACGGGUACUUGCACUGGGGAGGUGGCUGCUGGCUGGCCCAAGCAGAGAGCUAAGGCACCCAAGAGAUGUUCCACUGGUGGGGGAGGGGUGCCAGGUGAGGUAGAGCAUUCCUUGAACUUCUUGGCAGCACUGAAUAGCCACUGAAGGGGGCAGUGUAGGUCCUGGGGCAGCCCCUUUCUUAUUUCUUUAUGCCCCUUUUGCCCCAUAGCCUAUUUCUAAAGUCGCCUUUUCUGUCAGAUAAACCUCAAAACUUAAUUUUAUUUGAGAUUUUUUUUUUUUGCUUUUAAAUAAGAGGUGGAUUGAAGAAUAUUUGAAUUGACUUUAUAUUAUGCAUAAAUAUUUAUAUUUUAUCUAAAUAACUGCGCUGUAACAAACUUUGUGUUAGACAUUUGGAACUGUUAGAAUUGGGGGCUAUUCUUUUACCCCAUGGCAGUUUUCCCCGGUAUAAAAUGUAUUAGAUUAAUUUUAUUGGAGGCGAGGUGGACGGGGGAGUGAAAUCUCAAUUAUUCCUACUUUGUGUUCCUCUCCCAGCUCCAUCUCUUUCCCUAGGGACCAGGCACUCUUAAGGUGGGGUGGAGCCCUAGCCUCAGUUGGAAGAAGUGGGGGCUGUAGGGGGUGGGGUAGGAUGAUCAAAGGGGCCAUUUCUCACUUUUCUUUCCUCAUCUUCACUGCCCCUUGAGCUAGGUGGAUUUUCUCUUCUUGACAAAUAAGAGUAUUUGGUAGGGAAGGCAGGUUAAAAAAUUAAAAAAAAACAUCCCCUGCCCCUUUGUUUCCCCUCCCCCAUCAGUCUGGUAACAGGAAGAAACCACCACACCAUCAACACCAACAAGUUUUCAUGUUCCUUUUACAACAAAAGGGACUUGACUUUUUAUAUAACCAAAUGUGGUGUUUUAGUGACUUUUUGAUAAUGUACAGUUUUUUGUGAAUUUAAAUUUAUUUCUUUCUAUAUUUUUAGGACCAAUCUCAUUUUUAAUAAGGUUAAAAAAAGGAAAAAAAAGUCUAGAGAAAAAAACUCCUGUUUUUGCCAUGUGAUGUUCCACAAGUGCAGCUGUAGAAAAGUGCUUGUCAGUUGAAUAAAAACCACAUUUGAUAGAGAUUUAAUAGACUCUGUGUAUUUAUCUUCCCUUCAACAUAGGGUCUCACACUUGCCUAAGGGGAAGACUGGGUGUUAGGGUGAGUAUGAGUGGUUUGGUAUAGGAGAUAGCAGGCAGGUAGCAGGCAGGAGAGGAAUAUUCCCUUAAUCUUCCAAAGGUGAUCCCUAAACCUCCAAGCUUGGCUUUUCUUGGGCAAGAGGCCUCAAGAGCAGAAUUUCUCAUGCAGUUGGUCUUGGUAACCCUGGCCGAGGUGCUGGAGCAACAUGGGAUUCGGUGCGCCCGGUUCCUGCCUUGUGAGACAUGGCUUUGGCUUCUUAAGCUGCUACCUGUUUUCCUGUAGUAGCAAAUAUGCGCCCCUCCGCAACUUCCAAGCUUCCACCCAUGGAUAAGACACCAAGAGAUAAAUGUUUGUGUUUUAUUUCAAAACCAAAGUUGAAAUAAGACAAAAUGAAGCUCUACCAAAUUGUAGGGCAGCAACAUGAGAAUACCAACAGGUCAGAAAAGGAAUAAGCUUAGAAGGAUGGUAUUGGCAUAGACAUGGGAAGAGUAUAAAA
Messenger RNA from Hipposideros armiger (great roundleaf bat), 9228 nucleotides. It is a transcript of the gene BAZ2A, whose product is annotated as bromodomain adjacent to zinc finger domain 2A. The coding region runs from base 274 to 6009 and encodes 1911 amino acids. The transcript has 30 exons. Lineage: Eukaryota; Metazoa; Chordata; Mammalia; Chiroptera; Hipposideridae. The record is from RefSeq and is a predicted model, not a curated record. Gene Ontology annotation, cellular component: rDNA heterochromatin. Gene Ontology annotation, molecular function: DNA binding; protein binding.